This is a messenger RNA of Colletotrichum acutatum, 5013 nucleotides long. RefSeq lists its product as uncharacterized. Gene Ontology annotation, biological process: regulation of gene expression; chromatin remodeling. Gene Ontology annotation, cellular component: nucleus; chromatin. The transcript has 4 exons. NCBI's taxonomy places the organism in Eukaryota, Fungi, Ascomycota, Sordariomycetes, Glomerellales, Glomerellaceae. Gene Ontology annotation, molecular function: histone H3K36 demethylase activity; histone H3K9 demethylase activity. The record is from RefSeq and is a predicted model, not a curated record. The coding region runs from base 1 to 5013 and encodes 1670 amino acids.
AUGUCGACCGACGCUGUCAGCGCUCCAGUCUCGGAGCCUGCACCUGUGCCGGCGCAAUCCACGACUGGUGACCAGGACGAGGAACCAACCCUUGGCCAGAUUGAAUGUGCAAAGCCCGCCUUCCUCCACUCGCCCCCCGACAGCAACAAUGCGCCCAAGUCGGACGCCAGCGACUCUGAGCUCAGCGAUCUCGACGACGAUGCCGUCGAUCCAUCUGCUGCUCCUGCGACCCAAGAUGAGGUGCCGCCGCCCGAGGAUGACAUUGGCGAAGUCCUCCCCGACCACUGGUCCGGGACUGUCCCUGUCUUCAGGCCCACGAUGCAUCAGUUCAAGGACUUCAAGCUAUUCAUGACCAAAGUCGAUCAUUAUGGAAUGAAGUCCGGCAUCGUCAAGAUUAUCCCUCCCCCCGAGUGGAAAGAAAACCUGCCCCGACUCGAUGACCUAGUGAAGCAGAUUCGAGUUCGAGAACCAAUCAAGCAAGAUAUCAUGGGAUCCAAUGGAACCUAUCGUCAAGUCAAUAUUCUUCAUCAAAGAUCCUACAACCUCCCGCAGUGGCGACAACUUUGCGACCAGAGCGAACAUCAGCCGCCAGCGCGGCGAGGCGAGCGCCGAGCCAACGUCGAAAAGCCGAAACCCCGAUCCGCCCCCAAACCUCGUACAGAAGCGAAAUCGACUCCGGCCGGGUCAAGAAAGCGGGGCCGAGGUCGACCGCGCCGGGGCAAGGCCAAGAGCAAGAACCAGGAUGACGAUGAGGACGCCGAAGAAGAACAGGAGGAAGAGAAGCGACCGAUGACGCCCGUCUCCCCUAAGCCGGCUGCGGAUGCGGAUGCCAAGGUCAAGGUCAAGAAAGAGGAAGUCGUUGACUCUGUAGAAGAUCCGGGAAUGGAUGUCGACGAAGAUGAACCACCAACCGUUGGCAGAAUGGGUCGGAUGGGUGGCGCGAGACAAGCGAAGCCAAAGACCCAGACUGUUUCGGCCCGUCGGAAGUACAGCAAGAGAGAAGGCUCCGCCAUGAUUGACGAAAAGGCAUUCCAAGACUUUGACUACCAGAUGGAUGUCUCUGACUAUACCCCUGAGCGCUGCGAGGAACUUGAGAGGAUAUACUGGAAAACUCUCACGUACGCCCCGCCGCUGUACGGUGCAGAUCUCAUGGGGACUCUCUUCGACGAGUCGACAGAAAUGUGGAACUUGAACAAGCUCCCCAAUCUGCUGGAUGUUCUCGGGACAAAGGUUCCCGGUGUUAACACGGCCUACCUCUACUUGGGCAUGUGGAAGGCCACUUUCGCAUGGCAUUUGGAGGACGUCGAUCUUUACAGCAUCAACUAUCUCCACUUUGGCGCCCCUAAACAAUGGUACAGCAUUUCACAAGCUGACGCCCGCCGUUUCGAGGCUGCCAUGAAGAACAUUUGGCCCACGGAUGCCAAGGCUUGCGACCAGUUCCUUCGCCACAAGGGAUUCUUGAUUUCCCCAUCGCACCUCAAGCAGCACUACAAUAUCACUGUCAAUAAGUGCGUCUCGUAUCCGGGUGAAUUCGUCGUUACCUAUCCUUACGGAUAUCACUCUGGAUAUAAUUUGGGUUACAACUGCGCCGAGGCUGUCAACUUUGCGCUCGACUCUUGGCUUCCCAUGGGCAAGAUCGCCAAACGUUGCGAGUGUGCACAGGCACAAGACAGUGUGUGGGUUGACGUAUACGAUAUCGAACGGAAACUCCGUGGCGAGCCGACUCCUGAGUACGAGGAAACUGACGAAGAAGACGAAGAGGAUGAUGAAGAUGAGGAUGAAGACGACGCUACUGGCCUUCCGUCUCCUCCUGGUAGCAACGGCAUCGUCAAGUCGGCUCGCAAACGAAAGCGCGCUGCUGGAGACAAAGAAGGCAAGGCAAAGACCAAGCGAAUCCGUCUCAAAGUCAAGACACGCGCAGAGCCGACGUGCUGCCUUUGCCCCAGCGAUAUCCCUGGCGCAGAAGUUUUGCCAACAGACGAUGGCCGCAAAGCCCAUCGCAUGUGCGCGCUAUACCUGCCCGAGACCUAUAUCGAUACCGUCGACGACAAGGAGGUCAUUGCGAAUGUUGCCAACAUCAACAAGGAACGCCUGGAUCUCAAGUGUCUCUAUUGUCGGUCCAAGAAGGGUGCCUGCUUCCAGUGCUCACAGAAGAAGUGUGCCCGGGCCUACCACGCCACUUGCGCGGCUGCAGCGGGUGUCUUUGUCGAAGAAGCCGAAGUGCCAGUCUUUGGCGAAGAUGGAACCGAGUACAAGGAGCAAGCCUUCGAGUUCAGCUGUCGCUUUCAUCGUACCAAGCGUGAUAGGAAACACACUGGUGACUCCUUGGAGGACGACGUGCGGAUUCGCGAGGCUGCGACAGCACUCACCAAGGGCGACAUUUGCCAGUUGCAGUACUUCAAGGGCGAUAUCUUUGCCGGUGUCGUGGUUGAGAAUCGCGCCGAUGAGCAGAUGUUCCUCCUUGAUAUCGUUCCUAAUGGGUAUGUCUCUGUCGAAAACUUCAUUGAACAAAGUCUGACGUGUUGUAGUGAUCGUCUCGAAGUCGAGUGGAAGUGGCUUCUAUUGCCUGACCCAUCUGACUACCACCUUCCGAAGGCGUCUUCCAAGGCUAUCCCGAUGCCGUCGUCACAGAAAGCAAAGGAACGACUCAAUGCGAAGCGCCCUGCUGACGAGAUCCCGCGGAAAGAUGCUCCCUUUGUUGAAGGCUACACAUGGGCAGAGUUCCAUCCAUGCAACGAGUGUACUAAUCCAAACCAGACCAAGGUUGAUCUGUCGAAGGAUAGCCAGGUCUGGCACUAUCUUGGCAAGACGUCCACGGAGGCGAAGGCACAGUACUCCGAUGAUCCCGGCAAGCAGCUGCACAAUUCCAAGAGCAACUUUCUUGAUACCAUUCCCAAGCCUCCCAAGCCUGUUUCCGCAAGCACAUCGCAUCGCAGGGUGUCAAUCGUUCCACCGCAGCCAGCCCCAUUGCCAAUGUUUACGCCUGGAGUCGCUGUUCAGAAUGGGCCCAAGUCGGAGAAACCGUACGUAUAUAAGCCCAGGAAACCUGUCGAAACCAACUACGCUGGUACCGGAUCUUUCACCACGCAGAAGUUCACACCCAAGGCUACUGCGCCCCCGACUCCCGGAGGACAGCAGCUCCAUUUCGGAGCUGAUCCUCGAUACCCGAUCCCCGGGACCCAGUUUGUUCAACAGAAGUUUGCUCCUGACGUACAUCAACAAUAUGUGCCUAGUUCCGCUCCAUCUGGACAGGGUUACUACGCGGCUCCGAACUCGAUACAACGGCCAAGCCCCUAUAGCACCCCGGGGCCGCAACCUGCAGUCAGCGCGCGACCCACGCAACAAACAUGGUCGACGCCAUCGCAGAACUCCAGACCUCCUUUACCACACAGUGCUUCGCAAAGCUCAACUCAGCAGAAUCAUCGGAGAUACUCGGCCGCCCCAACGCCUUCUGUCGCUACGAAAUAUGCAUUCUUCCAGGUUCACCACAACAGAGACUCGAAGACGUACCGAACUCCUUAUGCUCCAUGGGGAGGGUUCACCAACGGAUAUGAAGGUAACCUGCGAGCUCACCUCAUGAGGACGUCUCCAGAAGCCUUCUUCAAGAACCGGCAAGGCUCCAUUCAGGGAGACACAGCGACACCUGCUCCGAAUACGGGCCCGCAGGGACCUGCUUACGGUGGCCCAUACCACAACACACUGACGAAUGUGAUGCCUCAAGGCUCUAUUGGCAUGUAUGGUGUCAAAACAGCGGCCCCUUAUUCUUCACCAGCACCGCAGAUCCCUCAGAAUCACACCAGGGCGCCGUCUUACUCAUCGAUAUCUCCAUCUCCAGCACCAGGCAGCUCUCGACCCAGCUCGCAUGGUCAAAGUCAGGGUUGGCAUGCGCAGCAGCCACAAUCGGCGCCGCUACACCCAGCGAUCCGGCCGCAGUACGGAGGCUGGGCGAAUCAUCAGCAACAGCAGCAUUCUCAGCAUCAACCCUCGCAACUGCCUGUCCCUCAGCAGACUCCGCAACAGUCUCCUGCCAGCCAGCCUCAACCUACCCAGACAAAAUCUCAGCCUGCAGCAAAGCCCGCUGCGCCGAAGGUGCAGUACAAGAUCCCCGAGAAGCAGACCCCGGUUCCCCUCCCAGCCAAGUACCUUGCGGCCAUGGGCAUGAUGCCUUCGGCUGCUACUCCAUCCAAGGCCAGUUCGAAAUCAACCGGAGCGUCUGUGCAAGACACGAACCCACCCCCGGCUUCUCGCCCGGGGAAGGAUGUAAUACAGAACACAUCGACGGCAGCCGUCAAUGGCCUUUCCACGCAAACGGCUUCUCAAGUGUCAAGAUUAGCUGGCCCAACGACAGAGGCGGCGCCUCGCGUAGCUCAAGCUCCCGUGCCGGUACCGCACACGCCAGUGCCGGCUCCAGCCUCUCGAAUGCCGUUUACAAAUCAAUCGAUGACUACAGCGUUCCCUCGACAGCCUACGCAGUCUCAACCACAGGCUUACAAUACGCCGUCGGCCCAGCCGUUCCCUCCCACGAGCCGACCACGGACUGAGCAUCUCAACCCAGCGGAGCUCUUGGCCCAAUUUGCCCUCACUCCGCGCGUGAAUCCGCCGACGCCUACAGCCCCUCCCCAUCAGUCCAUACCGUCGCCGAUUCCGCCGCAGACAGCUGCUAUGCCAGGCUACCAGAGUCAUGGUUCCAAUUGGGGACCGACGCAGCAGCAGCAGCAGCAGACACAGCAUCCCCAAGCUUGGGCGCCCCCGCCGGGACAGUGGCAGCCUCCACAUCAUCAGCAGUACCAGCAUCCUCCGGCACAGCAAUACCAACAGCAUUAUCAACAGCAGAAUCAGCAGCAGCCGCCACCACCGCCGCAACAACAACAUCAAAUGCGAGCGCAGCCGUCGUUACCCCCGCCCCAUCAAACUCCUGAGGACGAGGUUCCUCUGCCCGAUGUGCCGACGGACUCAACAGCCAUCGUCGAGAGGAUGAUGCAGAAUCUCCGCCGCGCUGCGUUCCAAGGUUGA